Molecule: messenger RNA, 3192 nt
Organism: Brienomyrus brachyistius
Lineage: Eukaryota; Metazoa; Chordata; Actinopteri; Osteoglossiformes; Mormyridae
Gene: wdr20a
Product: WD repeat domain 20a
Exons: 4
Coding region: 95-1921 (608 amino acids)
Molecular function (GO): protein binding
Source: RefSeq, a predicted model, not a curated record
UCAGCUGACGGCGCAAAGCAAAGGAGAAUCGGUGGACCGUUCAGCCAGGAGCGCGCAUGCGCAGUGAGCAAGAUCCGGGCUUGGGGCAGGAUGAAUGCUAAUUUUCAAGAUGGCGGCGGAGGGAGGAGGGAAGGAGAUGAACGAAAUUAAAACUCAGUUCACCACCCGGGAAGGCGUCUAUAAACUCCUCACUCACUCCGAAUACAGCCGCCCAAACAGGGUGCCUUUCAAUUCCCAGGGCUCAAACCCAGUCAAAGUCUCCUUCGUAAACGUCAACGACCAGUCUGGCAACGGCGACAGAAUCUGUUUCAAUGUGGGCCGGGAGCUCUACUUUUAUAUCUACAAAGGCGUCAGAAAGGCUGCUGACCUCAGCAAGCCCAUAGACAAGAGGAUAUACAAAGGAACGCAGCCCACCUGCCACGACUUCAACCACCUGACGGCGACGGCGGAGAGCGUAUCGCUGCUGGUGGGCUUCUCGGCCGGACAGGUGCAACUUAUUGACCCCAUCAAGAAGGAGACCAGCAAGCUGUUCAACGAGGAGAGGCUCAUAGACAAGUCACGGGUCACCUGUGUAAAAUGGGUGCCUGGCUCCGAGGGCCUCUUCCUGGUGGCGCACUCCAGCGGCAGCAUGUACCUCUACAAUGUGGAGCACGCCUGCGGCACGGCGGCCCCCCACUACCAGCUGCUGAAGCAGGGCGAUGGCUACGCUGUGCAUACCUGCAAGAGCAAGUCCACGCGCAACCCGCUGCUGCGCUGGACGGUGGGCGAGGGCGCGCUCAACGAGUUUGCCUUCUCGCCCGACGGGAAGUUCCUGGCCUGCGUGAGCCAGGACGGCUUCCUGCGUGUCUUCAACUUUGACGCCGUCGAGCUACAUGGGACCAUGAAGAGCUACUUCGGGGGCCUGCUAUGCGUGUGCUGGAGUCCCGACGGCAAGUACAUCGUGGCAGGGGGGGAGGAUGACCUGGUCACCGUCUGGUCGUUCCUGGACUGCCGGGUCAUCGCCAGGGGCCAUGGCCACAAGUCCUGGGUAAGCGUGGUGUCGUUUGACCAUUACACCACCAGUGUGGAGGAGAGCGACCACACAGAGUUCAGUGGCAGCGAUGAGGAGUUCCAGGACCAGAUCCACUUUGGCCGAGACCGGGCUAACAGCACGCAGUCGCGGCUCUCCAAGCGGAACUCCACGGACGGACGGCCGGUCAGCGUCACGUACCGGUUCGGCUCGGUGGGCCAGGACACGCAACUGUGCCUCUGGGACCUGACUGAGGAUAUCUUGUUCCCCCACUUGCCGCUGUCCCGGACCAGGACGCACACAAACGUCAUGAACGCCACCAGCCCGCCCCCGACGGGCAGCGGAGGUGGCAGCGGCGGCAGCGCUGUGGGCAACAACCCCGGCACCAACGGCAACAGCGCUCCCUCCGCCAGCAACCCGGUGGCGGGCUCGUUGUCCGCCACGCUGCCGCGUUCCAACAGCCUCCCGCACUCGGCGGCCGGUGGGGCCAACAGCAAAGGGGGAGGGGGGAGCACGGACAAUGCCGUGGCCUCAGGCGUCAGCAAGUUUGCCACACUAUCGUUGCACGACCGCAAGGAGCGACACCACGAGAAGGAUCACAAGAGGAACCACAGCAUGGGGCACAUCAGCAGCAAGAGCAGCGACAAGCUCAACCUGCUGACCAAAACCAAAGCGGACCCCGCAAAGACCCUGGGCACCACACUGUGUCCCCGCAUGGAGGACGUGCCCCUCUUAGAGCCUCUCAUCUGUAAAAAGAUAGCACACGAAAGACUCACGGUCUUGAUAUUCCUCGAGGACUGUAUUGUCACAGCUUGUCAGGAGGGAUUUAUUUGCACAUGGGCGCGGCCCGGCAAGGUGGGUUUAUUGUCGUCCCAAAACCAAGCCAACUCUCCCAGCGGGACGGUAGUAUAGCCACCAUAUUUGUGCUGCUAAGAGACCUUCAUCACCGAGAUGUACUGUCGCCGGAGCCUGGCGCUGUCUUUACCUGCACAGCACUGCAAGCUCCGGGGGUUCCCCUCCCGCCGUGUCAGAGCCCGCAAACCAAUGGAGAAGGUUGAAGGGCAGGUCUGGGUCAUGGUUCUGGACACUUUAUUUAUUUUUACUUUUUAUGUUUUGUUUUUUUUUAACCCCCCCAGUUACUUCAGUUCCUUACCUUCUGUCACACUUCCAUUCUGUAGUGUUUUUUUUGUCCACUGAUUUUUGCUUCCCCCGACUCAUGAGUACUCAGCUGAUAGUGAUAGAGAGAGUGAGAUAAGAAAGCACCCCCCCCCCCUCCUGCCCCCAUCCCCAAAUUAGAUUCUCACAGGUUGGAUAUUUUGCACUGAUUUUUGUCUUUGUUUUCUGAAUACUAUACCGGAACAAAACCGCUACGUGACGCCAUGAUGGCGGCCCGGUCCAGCCCGGCCCGGAUGCAUUUCGGCUCAUGGCGAGUCGUCAGCUUCAGGCUUGAACCUUUGAAUCUGAAAGUUGGAUGCUGCAAUCAUAGUUUUUUAAAAAGAGAAAAAAAAAAGAAAAAUGUUUGCACUUAAUAGUUUGUUUAGAAGAGAAUGGCUUUACAAUUUUUGGGGUGUGCAAGGACUCCCAGACAGUUAUAAGGUGGAGAAAAUGUUAAAUGAUUAAAACCUUUGUAUCUAUUGAGCAUUUAUUUUAAUAUUGUUUCAGAUUAAAAUCUGCUCUGUAUUAUAUGUAUAAUAUUGUAAUUCAGUGAUUGAUGGGGCAAAACAAAUGAUCAUUACACUAGUGGAAUUUGUCUUCAUUAAAGGAAAAUAGUGAUAUUUCUAAUGCAGAAUAAUAUACAUAUUAAUAUUAAAGAGAUCUUGAAUAUACAGGUUUUGUUUCUUUUCUGUUGUACAAAUAGAUCAUUCAGAUGUAUUUUUCUUAAUUAAAUGUUUGGUAUAGGAGAUCCCUUUAUAUCAGAAGCACUAAUCCUCAAGAAGCUCUAAUGUUCCAGAUUCAUCAGAUGUACGUCAGUGGGGCAGAGGAACAGCGAGAACCUGCAUUUCGAAGCUCAGGAAGUCCAAGGCAGGCCGAAAGCAUCCAGGCAUUCUUAUUUAGCUUAACAUCAGCAAUGCUGUUCUGUGUAACGUGAGGUAGUAUUAUUAAUAUUCACUAGAAGCCGCUAGGUCCAUGGUUCCGCUUUAGGGGCGCUGUCCGUGUGACACUAUUAAAACCUUUUUAAUGUA